This is a messenger RNA of Glycine soja, 2343 nucleotides long. RefSeq names its product 26S proteasome non-ATPase regulatory subunit 12 homolog A-like. The transcript has 12 exons. NCBI's taxonomy places the organism in Eukaryota, Viridiplantae, Streptophyta, Magnoliopsida, Fabales, Fabaceae. The coding region runs from base 667 to 1998 and encodes 443 amino acids. Gene Ontology annotation, cellular component: nuclear proteasome complex; proteasome regulatory particle, lid subcomplex; cytoplasm. The record is from RefSeq and is a predicted model, not a curated record.
UCAUUACUAAUGUUCUCUUGGAGAAGUUCUGCAGACCUAAAAUAAUAGUCAAGUACAUUUCCAAACCAUUUAAUUAAAGGAACAUUCUAAUAGGUCACAUGGAUUCUUCAAAUGGGGAGGGAUAGGAUGCUAACAGGAAAUUGAGGCAUUAAGGUAUUGAGAAAUGAGAAUCUAAUCAGUCAGAAAUUCGAAUAUUUCUCCUAAGUCGUUCAUAUGGACUCUACAAGAGUACAGUUUCUUGAGAAAAAAUGAGAAAUGCUAGAACUCACAGUUCACCCAAAUUCCCUUUUGAAACGAAAAACUCCUCAAAGCAAUGUGCAAUGUCCUAUUUUCAUUCAAUUAAGAUGCAUUUAAACAACAAAUGAGGGACAAGAACCCAAUUUUAUCUUCAAUUAAAAUCUAAGCAAAUCAUCAAGAACUUGCAGUAUUCCACACUAAUGUAAAAAAGGUAGGUACACUUAAUAAUAAAUGUUGGAUGGAUAUUUGUCAUACUAUAGAAAGGAAUUGGGCUAAAAUCCCCCAAUGACAAGAAUAGGCCUAGCACGGUGUAAAAUAGUUAGGCCCAUGAAAACAUUUCAUUGCUAUAUGGCUUCUUUCGAAUAGAGAGUACUACAGAAGUUCCUCUCUUCUCCUCUCCUGCACGCAAAGUCGCAAACUUCCACGGUUAUGGCUAUGGAGAACGUGGGGAGUUUAGACGCGGCCAUUGAGCAAUUGCUGAAUGCGGAGAAGCAUGCGAGGCUCGCCGGCGACGUCGCCGCCACCAGAAACGCCGUCACCGAAAUUUUACGGUUGUGCUUCGAAGCGCGUGCCUGGAAAACUCUCAAUGACCAGAUUGCUCUCUUGUCCAAACGACGUGGCCAGCUUAAGCAGGCUGUGACAGCGAUGGUCCAACAGGCUAUGCAAUAUACUGAUGAGACACCGGAUCUUGAAACUCGUAUAGAACUCAUCAAAACCUUGAACAGUGUAUCUGCAGGAAAGAUAUACGUCGAGAUUGAGAGAGCUCGGUUGAUCAAGAAACUUGCAAAAAUUAAGGAAGAACAAGGACUUAUAGCUGAAGCUGCUGAUUUGAUGCAAGAAAUUGCGGUGGAAACUUUUGGCGCCAUGGCUAAAACUGAGAAAAUCGCAUUCAUUCUUGAACAAGUUCGUUUGUGUCUAGACUGCCAGGAUUAUGUUCGUGCACAGAUACUCUCAAGAAAGAUUAGUACGAGAGUGUUUGACGCUGAUGUUACAAAAGAAAAGAAAAAGCCUAAAGAAGGUGAUAAUGUUGUUGAAGAAGCUCCUGCAGAUAUUCCAUCUCUACCAGAGUUGAAGCGGAUCUACUAUGAACUAAUGAUUCGGUAUUAUUCCCAUAAAAAUGAUUAUCUUGAAAUUUGCCGUUGCUACAAGGCAAUAUAUGAGAUUCCAUCUGUCAAAGAAAAUCUUGCCGAGUGGAUUCCAAUCCUGAGGAAAAUAUGUUGGUAUUUGGUUCUAUCCCCGCAUGAUCCAAUGCAGUCAAGUCUUCUCAAUUCUACCUUGGAGGAUAAGAAUCUGUCUGAGAUUCCAAACUUUAAGUUACUGUUGAAACAGUUGGUCACUAUGGAGGUUAUCCAGUGGACAACUCUUUGGGAUUCAUACAAGGAUGAGUUUGAGAAUCAGAGUAACUUAGGAAAGAAUUUGGGUGAAAAAGCAGCUGAAGAUCUGAGGGAAAGAGUAAUUGAACAUAAUAUUAUUGUUAUAUCAAAAUACUAUGGAAGGAUUACUUUGAAGAGACUUGCAGAGCUUUUGUGUCUCAGUGUUCAGGAAGCUGAGAAGCAUCUUUCAGAUAUGGUUGUGUCUAAGGCAUUGGUGGCGAAGAUUGAUAGACCCAUGGGAAUAGUUUGUUUCCAAAGAGCCAAGGAUAGCAAUGACGUUCUUAUCUCAUGGGCAGCAAACUUGGAGAGGCUGCUUGAUCUUGUGGAGAAGAGCUGCCAUCAAAUACACAAGGAAACCAUGGUGCAUAAAGCUGCCUUGAAGGUUUAAGAAGUUCCCUGUCACUAUUAAAAGUUAUAGGUGAACCCCAAUAUAGAUGUGAUUUUGGACUGAAGGUGACUUAAAAGGAUGUUAAUUUGAAUUGUUGCUGAUUAGAUUGGUGAGGUAUUGGAUUAAAAGACGAGGCUUUCUUUUUCCACUUUAGAUACUGUCAAUGAUGCAAUUAGGGUAGAGCUGAUAUAUGCUUCUUAGCGUUGUAUACUAAUGGUGAAUUUACCACCGACUUAUGACUGGAUCCUAAACGUUCUUGUUUGUAGCUCAGCGGGAAGAAAUCGAAUGCUGAUAUUCUUUUGUCUGUUUUAUUUUCCCGUAUUUAUUGGGCUUACUAUUCGACUG